Molecule: messenger RNA, 1159 nt
Organism: Scophthalmus maximus (turbot)
Lineage: Eukaryota; Metazoa; Chordata; Actinopteri; Pleuronectiformes; Scophthalmidae
Gene: uraha
Product: urate (5-hydroxyiso-) hydrolase a
Exons: 4
Coding region: 308-727 (139 amino acids)
Biological process (GO): purine nucleobase metabolic process
Molecular function (GO): hydroxyisourate hydrolase activity
Source: RefSeq, a predicted model, not a curated record
AAGCCUUUGUACCUUUUGCUACCGUCAGUUGUGCCAAUUCACAUGAGCCGCAGCCUCAAAGCAGUUGACUGUGAUCAUCCGUUUUCACUAAGUUCAAAGUGCUCGAGGCGCAAAGUAACUCUUGCAAAACCGGUUUUCUGUUGACAAAGAGAUAAGCACAUGUCUAUCGAGCGCCAUACUCAAUAGGGCAGUGUGAAAAACUUUGCGAAGGUAAUGUGAUACAAGUCUGAUGCUGUUAUAUAAACCAUAAAAUUACAUUUCUCAGUUAAAACUGCUGACCCAGUUUGGAUUCCAUUCAUCGGUGCACAUGAGUGAGAACAGGCUGCAGAAACUAAAGGGUCAUAUUGUGGCUGAAAAUAAGAGCACAGCAAUGGCAGGCUCACCCAAUCCGCUUACCACCCAUGUGCUGAACAUCGCCACGGGCUUACCUGGUUCAAACAUGGCCCUCUGCCUUUAUCGACAUGUCCCCUCCACGGAUGCCUGGACACUGAUAACCACUGGGACCACUAAUGAUGAUGGACGUUGCCCAGGACUCAUCACAAAAGAACAGUUUACACCUGGUGUGUACAGAAUACAUUUUGAGACUGCUCAGUACUGGGAGAGUAUGGGAGAGACCUGCUUUUACCCCUAUGUUGAGAUUGUCUUUACUAUAAAUGACCCUGGUCAGAAGUACCACGUCCCUCUGCUGCUGAGUCGUUUCUCAUACAGUACAUACAGAGGGAGCUAGAGAUCAGAUGUGAGGAGAUCCUGGGGCUACCUCCAUCUAUCAGCAGUCUCACACACCACAGGCAGAGGCAACUUGCCCAGAAACUGUCAUGUCAGUGCCAGCUGAAAUGUCACACAAUGAUGAGACACAAUGCUGCAAGUGAAAAAUGUAUAUGUUUUAAUAAUGCUAUAUGCAAUACAACAAACUGAAAGUAAAUAAACCAUAUAACUGAUAUACACUGCACUUGGGUUAGCAUAAUAUAUCGAAUCUACUUUUUAAGUCACUACAUACAAUGUCUUAAGUAAACUUUUAAAUAUGGUAUUCACUCUCAAAUGUGUUUUUCCUUUGUAAACAUAUAAGUGAACCUGGAACCUUUGGUAUUUCAUAACAAAUAUAACAGACCAAAAUGGACAUGUGGUAUAGACACUAUUCAAUAAAUUCUAUUGCAUUAUG